UCUUUUGCGAAUGUCUGACGAACUAGUAUAUUUCGUAGCGAAGUACACGAAACGGUAGAAAAGUGCGCAGUGUUUAUUAUAGUUUAUGAAAAAGAUUACAUUAUUUGUUAUAAUUCUACGUAUGCAAUUUUUUACUUGCAAAUGAAGUGGCAGUAUAAAGAAGAGCACCCUUUCGAAAAGCGUAGAGCCGAGGGGGAAAAAAUAAGAAAGAAAUAUCCUGAUCGAGUUGCUGUGAUUGUAGAAAAGGCCCCUAAAGCUCGUAUUGGUGACCUGGAUAAGAAAAAAUACCUGGUGCCCUCCGACCUUACAGUUGGACAGUUUUACUUCCUAAUUCGAAAGCGAAUUCAUCUUCGACCAGAAGAUGCAUUGUUUUUCUUUGUCAACAAUGUAAUUCCUCCUACUAGUGCAACAAUGGGUUCCUUAUAUCAGGAACACCAUGAAGAGGAUUUCUUCUUGUACAUAGCUUACAGUGAUGAGAGUGUCUAUGGAAAAUUUUAGGAAAGGAGGUUGCAAAAUUAUCUGUGUGUGCGUGUCAAAAUUCUAUAUCAUUAUUUAUCAAGUAGAACAGGCCUUUAUAAAAUCAAAGGAAAGAGAAAAAUAUAAUUAUACUUUUAGUUAUUAUUAACAAUCUGAAUUAUGAAAUUUGGUCAGCUGAUAUGUACCUACAAAAUAAUAUACACAAGGUAAUAGAUAACACUGUAGACUCUCUAACUCUGAAAAUUAACAUCUUCAACCAGUAUUUUCUUGCUUGUUUGGUGUGUACACAUAACUUGUCAUAGUGCUUUUCCUUUUCCUUUUUUAGCACUUUUCUGGAAUAUAGUGUGUUAUUUAUUUUCCGAGUAUCUUUGGUAUAUUUUGUACAUAAACAUUGUGUAGGUAUUGGGAUGUUUUAUAAACUUUCUUAAAGAUAAUCCUAUAACAAGUUUUCAUAUUAAGAGAGGUAUGCAUUGGUCAUUUAAUGAUAGUGUAGCUGGUCAGUAGUAUUGAAACUAGAUCUUAAAGUAGAAAUGUUCUUUUUUUGUAUUUCUGGGUAAAAUAAUACUUGACUGGCAUUUGUACCAGGGAUUAUAUACUAUGGUCCUUGAGUUAGUUUAACUUUAUGAAUUUUUUAGUUAUAUAUUGCUAGUAGUGCAUACUUUAUCAUAAUUGUAAGAUUGUUUUGUUGUGUAAAUGCACUUUGGUAAGUACAAGAUGAAAACAAAGUCGCAUGCACAUGGUGAUGAUACUUUUGAAUAAGGUCAAGCUCUAGGCUUACAGAAUGAUGUUGUAGAUGCGUGCAUACCAAUUAAUAAUGAUGAUAGAGGAUAUUUGGUUGGAUAUAUAUAGUUUUCAGUUUGUAAUAAAGAUUUUAAGACCAGAAAUAUUUUCAUUAUUCUGCACAUGUUUAAGAAAAUAUUAAUAGAUUGUACAUCACAAGAUAAAAUACUGUGAAACAACAGUAAAGAUAUAGAUUACAGGUACUUGAGUAUGUAAAGUCAAAAAAUUUAUAGGUGAUAUAUUUUGCUAACCUAUAGGUACACAUUGGUUUAAAACAUUAAUUUCUGUUUUGUAUUAAUACAGGUUACAAACCUAAGCUCUCUAAAGUAUUAAGAGGUUUUAUUCUGUCCUAAACUUAACUUCUUACUAAAGAUCAUUUACACUUCUCCCUUAAUUAUAAAAUAACAUUAUUCUGGAGAGGUGGUGCUGUAAAAAUACUUUACUCCGUAGCAGGUUGUCACUAAUUCUGACAAAUAAUAUUCCAUAAUUUUUAAUAAUCUAGGGAAUUACUAACAGAACUUUAAAUUUUCCAUGUGUCUGAGAUGUCAUAUUUGUAAAAUAUGCAAUGCCACAAUUUAGUAACUUCAGGGCUUGUUAUUGAUGAAGUUGGCAAGAUUACUUAUGAUUCUCUUUGAAAACCUCCAGGACUUAUAUUUGUGUGUAUUUUCAUGAGAAAUCAACACUUUUCUACAGUGGAGAGCUAAUACCAAAAUUUAUUGUGAUAACAGUCGAUACAAAUUCCUGUCAACAGCCCUCAACUAUUGACUAGUAUACAUGAACAAAUUACUUAUUAAAAGUACAAAGUUUGAUUCAGUUACAAAAGUAAUCAAAUAAAACUUUUGUAUUAAUUUAAAACUAUCUUUGGUUUAAGAUUAAAGGUUGUUUUAUAGUUAUAAAAAAAAUUAAAAUAUUCAACAAAACAUAGAGAAGCUUGUUGAACUGGGAACUUAGAUUCUCCUGCACUUCCCUACAAACAUAUAAACUCAUAAUAUUAAGCAACUUAUUUUCUUUAACACCACUGUUGGAAAUUUACAUUCAACUUUUUUUUUGUAGAAUGUAGUGUAUUAAAAAAAACCAGUGAAGCAGUAUUUUUCAUCACUAAUUAUGAAGCACUUCUACAGUGAAUUUUGAUUUCAGAUAGAAUGACAGCUUUAUCCCUCCAUAUAUUUUGUUAGCAAAAAUGCACCUAAAAAUACUGGCUUAUUAUGAUACUUACGCCUACAUGCUGGUAUAUGGCUCUACUAUCUUUAUUCAAUUUAGCCCACUAUAGUCACUGAUUAUCCUAAUUGAAAUAGUACUGAAAACUUCUGUGAAAUUUAAUUCAAACUUAAGAAACAUGUUUCUUUGUAGUUUUCUGUAAUUCCUCUUCCCUUAUCAAUGGUUAACAGUGAAUGAUUUUAACAUUUUACAUUAAUGUCAACCAGUGACGUAAAAUAUGCAAACUGUAUCUUCAUGUCUAAAUAACACAACAUUUCAUAUAAUUGUUAAAGGUAUCAAAAAACUAGUAUCUCAGCUAACAACUGUAUGAAGCCUAGGGCUCCCUGAACAUGAACACACAUGCCUCUCUCUAGAACAGUGGUUCUCAAACUGAUGCAAGGCAUGGGAAUGUUUAUGAGGAAAUAAAUAAAAAAAAAAAUACAUCUGCAUUUAAUAAAUUGAGGUAAGUCUCACUGCUGGCAUGCUACUUUUCUGCACUGGUUUCUAUCAAUAACAAACAAGUAGAAGGUGAUCUCAUGAUAUUUAUCACAAACACUAAAACCUGGAUGAAACUGUCCUGCUGCAAUAAAUAGAUACAUGCUUCUACUAGUGGGUAAGAUACAUCUCACAUGAAAUUUACAUUACUGUACAGUUAUAUGUAUGUCUGUUUGAACCUGUGCUGCACUAUAACAUUAAAUACUGGCAUAUAGGAUGUUUUUAGUAAAACAAGAAUUUUUACACCUGGGUGGUUGACCCAGUCAACAACCAUAUAGGACAAGCAUGUUCUGUGAUGACGAUUCAGAUUAUGAUUCCAGUGUCCGAACCACCAGGCCGAGGAAAGAGAUUAUCAUAUAAUAAGUUUGAGAUCCAUUGUUCUAGAACAUUGCCAUGAAAACUUAUAUGGGUCACAUACCUUUGUUUUUGAACUGAAAAAUAUUAACCACAAGUUUAACACUGCCGUGAAGAAAAGAUAUUCCCCUUCAAACUUACCAAAAUCAAACAGCUUCUGCUAAGUUAUGAAAUAUUAUAAAACGUGUCCUUUUUUUUUUGUCUAUUUAAAACUAAACUUGGCACUGGAAGAGUAUCUAUAAAGGUGGCAGUCAUAGUGUUACAACUAUGCAUCUGAGACAACAUAAAUGUUUAUGAUAGACUAUUGUAAUACUUCAACAUAGCAUAAAUGAAUUGUUCUUUGAAGGUUUUCUAAUCAACCCUGAGAAGGAUUUUAAACAUUAAUCAAUGUAAAGUGUGCAGUAGAAGUAUUAUUCAGGAAGAUAUCUAUUAAUAAUUUAAAAACUUUUCAAGCUGCACAGAUUUUGUAAAUUUCACAAUAUAUGAUAUAUAUUAACCUCAUUAUACAAAAGUUAAUCAUUAUAUUUAAACAUGUAAAAUUGAAAAGAAGAAUCACAACUUAAGAAAUCAAAUAACUCAAGCACUUAAAAAAACUUUAAAUUACACUUCACCAAAUAAUUAGUUUGGUACACUAUAAGUUGAUUUUUCAUUUUCAUUGUCUUUUAAUAACCUGUAACUUAAAAAAAGAAAGAAAAUGCAUCUGUUUGAGUUACUCAACAGUAACCCUAAAAUAUAUAGCAGAUAGUAAUCGGACGGUUUUGUUUUGGAUGGAUGUCAAUAUCUGUCUGACCAGUUUGAAAAAAGCUACUUUAUUAUAAGUAAUAUUCAUGGUUCCCAUACCUUUGGCUGAAUGAAAUUUCCUGAUCAAAAUAUGUUAUUUCCUGACCAUUUGAGCUGAGCUUAUAAGGUAUCAUUGAAUUAUUACAUAUAAUAUAUGAAACUGUAAAACAUUAUUCAUAUAUUGUUCAAUAAAGACAAGAUAGACUUUGUUAA
This is a messenger RNA of Limulus polyphemus (Atlantic horseshoe crab), 4296 nucleotides long. Its product is annotated as gamma-aminobutyric acid receptor-associated protein-like. The transcript is spliced from 3 exons. Gene Ontology annotation, biological process: autophagosome assembly; cellular response to nitrogen starvation; macroautophagy. Gene Ontology annotation, cellular component: cytosol; autophagosome; autophagosome membrane. The coding region runs from base 142 to 498 and encodes 118 amino acids. Lineage: Eukaryota; Metazoa; Arthropoda; Merostomata; Xiphosura; Limulidae. Gene Ontology annotation, molecular function: ubiquitin protein ligase binding; GABA receptor binding. The record is from RefSeq and is a predicted model, not a curated record.